Messenger RNA from Talaromyces stipitatus ATCC 10500, 715 nucleotides. Its product is annotated as cytochrome c oxidase-assembly factor cox23, mitochondrial precursor, putative. The record is from RefSeq and is a predicted model, not a curated record. The coding region runs from base 89 to 376 and encodes 95 amino acids. Lineage: Eukaryota; Fungi; Ascomycota; Eurotiomycetes; Eurotiales; Trichocomaceae. The transcript has 4 exons.
AACGACAGAGCAUCCUUAAUUUGUCUGCGAUUUGUCCAUAAACCUGAUCUGUGCAUAAAAAAGGGGAUCAAAGAGAAAGGAAGACAAUAUGGCGUCAACAACAAAAGAAGAGGAAACAUCCUCAUGGUCGAAAGCCGAGAAGAAAUUCGAAAAUAAAAGCGCAAGUGAAUAUUACGACCCGUGUCAAGCGUUUGCGGACCGGAGUAUCAGGUGCAUGCGCCGAAAUGCAGGUGACCGAGAGAUGUGUGGUGACUAUUUUCAGGCAUAUCGAGAUUGUAAGAAGGAGUGGUUGAAUUCGCGAAAACUCACCAGAGUCAAAGCAUUUUCAGAACAACAAGCACAACAAGCGCAACAACCACAGCAACAACAAGCAUAAUAUCUCUAUCGAUCUUCGAGGAUACGCAUUCACCCUGAUAAUGCAAGUAUCUCGGAUCCGAUCAAUGGCCAGACUUGAUCAUGUACCAAUUCCAUCUCCAUCAUCGACUCCCAGACCGGGUUUCUUCGUUUUUCUCAUCCCUUAUCUCUAUCCCCAUCUCCCGGCAUGCCCGGGACAGGACGAUCGCCUGGGGGAUUCCCAUUCCCGAUUCAGCAAUCAUGUGCUAUCAUGAAUAUCUCAAAUUUUCUAUCAACACUUGCAUGUUUGGUAAAAUAGGCGUUUUGUUUCGAGUUUAUAGGAAUUAUGUACUUUUACAAUAUAGGAAUAGGAUCUUUGUGU